Molecule: messenger RNA, 804 nt
Organism: Trichophyton rubrum CBS 118892
Lineage: Eukaryota; Fungi; Ascomycota; Eurotiomycetes; Onygenales; Arthrodermataceae
Exons: 3
Coding region: 1-804 (267 amino acids)
Molecular function (GO): NADH dehydrogenase activity
Source: RefSeq, a predicted model, not a curated record
AUGGCUUCCAGAAUACUCCCCUUCACCCUCCGGCAGGCCGGCCGCCAGUCUCUCCCACAGUUCUCUUCGCGGCAAUGUCGAACACUCACAACUGCAUCGCCUCUCAUGAGCGAUGUUCUCCACGUCCACCGAAACACUCCUACCAAUAACCCAACCAUUCCCUUCAAGUUCUCCCAGGAAAAUCUUACCGUCAUCGAUGAGAUCCUUAAGCGCUAUCCUCCUCAGUAUAAGAAGGCUGCCGUCAUGCCUCUAUUGGACCUUGGACAGCGGCAGCACGGAUAUACCAGCAUCAGCGUGAUGAACGAGGUUGCACGCAUGCUGGAAAUGCCACCCAUGCGAGUAUACGAGGUUGCUACCUUUUAUACCAUGUACAACCGUGAGCCAGUCGGAAAGUACUUUGUCCAGAUAUGUACUACCACACCAUGCCAGCUCGGUGGCUGUGGAAGUGACAAGAUUGUCAAGGCCAUAACGGAACAUCUCGGCGUAUCGUCGCACGGCGCAACAACCCCAGAUGGCAUCUUCACCGUUCUCGAAGUCGAAUGUCUCGGAGCUUGCGUGAAUGCGCCAAUGGUUCAGAUCAACGACGACUACUACGAGGAUCUCACACCCGAAUCCACUAUCCAGCUGCUUGAUGCUCUCCGAGCUAGUGCCGUUGCUGCUGAGAAUGGAACACAGUCCAGUGUAAAGGUCCCACCACCAGGACCCUUGAGUGGCAGACAUACUUGUGAAAACAGCGCUGGGUUGACAAGCUUGACGGAGCCACUCUGGGGGAAUGAGACCUUGAGAAAAGACGGGGAAUUGUAA